Molecule: messenger RNA, 996 nt
Organism: Cyprinodon tularosa
Lineage: Eukaryota; Metazoa; Chordata; Actinopteri; Cyprinodontiformes; Cyprinodontidae
Product: Golgi SNAP receptor complex member 1-like
Exons: 9
Coding region: 40-789 (249 amino acids)
Biological process (GO): vesicle fusion; endoplasmic reticulum to Golgi vesicle-mediated transport
Cellular component (GO): Golgi membrane; SNARE complex; Golgi medial cisterna
Molecular function (GO): SNAP receptor activity
Source: RefSeq, a predicted model, not a curated record
AAGUGCGACAGUUUGUUCUCCUUAACGGCUGGUGAUGACAUGUCAACAACAGACAUGGCAACCAGCGGCAAUUACUGGGAAGAUUUACGUAAGCAGGCCAGGCAGCUGGAGAACGAGCUGGACCUCAAGCUGGUCUCCUUCAGCAAGCUCUGCACGAGUUACCGCAGCAACUACAGCAGCGGCCAUGACCAGCAGGCAAGAGACAGCAGGUCUGAAUCCUUCCAGGACAAUAUGCUGGUAGCCAUGACCUCCGAAGUGGAGCAGCUCUUGAAUAAACUUUCAGCGGUCAAUGACAAGAUGGCGGAGUACACAAACAGUCCUGGAGCGUUGUCGCAUAAUGCAGCGUUGAUGCACACCUUACAAAGGCACAGAGACAUUUUACAGGACUACACACACGAGUUUCACAAAACUAAAAGCAACUUCCUCAGCCUUCGGGAGCGGGAGGACCUGCUGGGUUCGGUUCACAGAGACAUCGAAUCCUACAAGAGCAACUCAGGGGUGAACAACAGAAGGACCGAGCUCUUUCUGAAGGAACAUGAACAUCUACGGAACUCAAAUAGUCUCAUCGACAAUGCAAUAAGCAUCGCCAUGGCUACAAAGGAGAACAUCACAUUUCAGCGUGGGAUGCUGAAGUCCAUUCAAACAAGGGUCACAACUUUGGCCAAUCGUUUCCCUGCUAUCAACAGCCUCAUCCAGAAAAUCAAUUUGCGAAAGAGGAGGGACUCUUUAAUCCUAGGUGGAGUGAUUGGCAUCUGCACCAUUCUACUUUUGCUCUACACUUUCCACUAAAUUAUUGUCUGUAACUCAAAUUGAGUGUUGCCAAGAGAUCUAUACGCUUUCCUGUAUUGUAAACCCAAUAAAGUUAUGUUUAAUUUGUACAUUGCUGCUUAUUUUCUUGUAAGGUGAACAUUAUAAAUGCAUAAAGAGAUUUUACUGGGAUGCCGUACUGUUGAUGUACGAUUUUGUUAAUUAAAAGGUGGUGAGCUUUCAAAUGGG